GGUUAUGGGGAAAACAGUGUGUGUGUGAGAAGCUGUCACUCAGUGGCCUGAGAAAUGGCGCAGUCGUAGCUGUUCAGAUAACACCCACACACUCACACACACACACACACUCAUACACACACAGACACGCGCGCGCAGGACAGAAGGAAAGACCCUGCCAACUCCGGCCUCGUGGUAACCAUGGGCCACGGUGUGGGCUGAGGAUCCGGAGGGCUUUACACACACCUAUAGCUUCCACGUCUGUGUAUGACAUGGCCACGGCCCCAUCCAGAUCAGACUGUCGCAAUAACCACGGAAGGACGUCUCAGCUCCAUGCCAUCGUUAUAUGUGCCAAACUCAAGCGGAAGAAGAAUUGGUUCGGUGCGGCCAUUUACGUGGAGGUGACAGCGGAGGGAGAAAGCAGGAAGACGACCAAGUCUCACAACCCCUCCAGCCCCAAGUGGGACGACCACCUCACUCUGAAUGUAACGCCACACUCACAGUUGGAGUUUAAAGUAUGGACCCAUCACACUUUAAAGGCAGAUGCUCUGCUGGGAAAAGCCACUCUGGACCUGCGCCAAGCCCUGGAGCAACACAACAGGAAACUUGAAAAUGUAAAGGAGGUGCUAAAGCUGACUCUGGAGAACAAAAAUGGCGUGGUGACCUCUGGAGAGCUCACGGUCAUCCUGGACGGCCUCGCUGUUGACCAGGAGCCUCUACACAACGGGAACGCCACCACUACAACCAAAGUUCAGCAGAAUGGAGAUGCUAUUCAUGAGAAUGGGGAGGAAGACGCCAGAGCUCAGAACAGCUCGGUGAACGGCACACACGGAGUGGAGAGCGAAGCCCCAUCCACCUCCUCCGGUAACAGCGAUGGCAGCACCGCCCCUGUUGUCAACGGCGACGCGGAGUCCACGCCCACGCACCAGACAGCUACGGCUACCACGAACCCUGCUGACAGAAGCGUGCCAAGUACGACUGUUAAUGGGGAGAAUUCUGCGGAUGCUGCUUCAGAAGAGCUGGUGCUGCCACCUGCUGGUGGGACUGAGGAACAGAAUGAAGCUUCCUCCACUCUCCCCUCCGCCUCCGCCUCCACCUCCACCUCCUCUCCACAGCAGUCUGCAGCUGUAGCCUCCAGCACUCAGCCCAGCAGUGAUGCUGCCUCUUCCUCCUCCUCUUCCUCAUCUGCACCCAGUCAGGCAGUAGCCACUGCUGCUGCUGCUGCUGCUGCUGCUGCUGCUGCUUCUUCAUCCUCCAGCUCCGCAGCAGAUGCUGCUUCGGGCACCAGCACAGUCACAGAUGGAGCCAAACCUCGACAGCAGCCGCCCAACGUCAGCACUUCAGACCCUUUGCCUCCUGGGUGGGAACAGAGGAAGGACCCGCAUGGCCGAACCUACUACGUCGAUCACAAUACAAGAACCACAACGUGGGAAAGACCACAGCCUCUGCCACCGGGUUGGGAGAGGCGAGUGGAUACCCGCGGCAGGAUCUACUACGUAGACCACAACACGCGGACCACCACGUGGCAGCGGCCCACCAUGGAGUCAGUGCGCAACUUUGAACAGUGGCAGUCCCAGAGAAGCCAGCUACAGGGAGCUAUGCACCAGUUCAACCAGAGAUACCUCUACUCGGCUUCAAUGAUGUCUGCAGAAAAUGACCCCCUGGGUCCACUACCUCCUGGUUGGGAGAGACGUGUGGAUUCAAACGAUCGCGUGUAUUUCGUCAAUCACAACACAAAGACCACCCAGUGGGAAGACCCUCGCACACAAGGGCUGCAGAAUGAGGAUCCUCUGCCUGAAGGCUGGGAGAUCCGUUACACAAGAGAAGGCGUGCGCUACUUUGUGGAUCACAACACUCGCACCACAACGUUCAGUGACCCAAGGACCGGCAAGUCCUCUGUCACUAAAGGGCCUCAGAUAGCAUACGAGCGCAGCUUCCGAUGGAAACUAGCUCACUUCCGCUACCUGUGCCAGUCCAACGCGCUACCCAGUCAUGUUAAGAUCACAGUCUCUAGACAGACAUUGUUCGAAGACUCUUUCCAGCAAAUAAUGGCUCUGAAGCCGUAUGACCUUAGGAGAAGGCUUUACAUCAUUUUCAGAGGGGAGGAGGGACUCGACUAUGGAGGCCUUGCCAGGGAGUGGUUUUUCCUCCUCUCACAUGAGGUCCUGAACCCCAUGUACUGUCUGUUUGAGUAUGCCGGCAAGAGCAAUUACUGUCUGCAGAUAAAUCCCGCAUCCACCAUCAACCCAGAUCACCUGUCCUACUUCUGCUUCAUCGGCCGCUUCAUCGCCAUGGCGCUCUUCCAUGGAAAGUUCAUUGAUACAGGCUUCUCCCUGCCCUUUUAUAAGCGCAUGCUCAACAAGAAGCUCCUCCUUAAAGACCUGGAGUCCAUCGAUCCAGAGUUCUACAACUCUCUGAUCUGGAUCCGGGACAACAACAUAGAGGAGUGCAGUUUGGAAAUGUACUUCACUGUCGAUAUGGAGAUUCUGGGCAAAAUCACGUCCCACAACCUGAAACCAGACGGUGAUAACAUUCUGGUGACGGAGGAGAACAAGGAGGAGUAUAUCGGGUUAAUGGCAGAGUGGCGCUUCUCUCGAGGUGUUGAGGGUCAGACCAAAGCGUUUCUGGACGGCUUUAACGAGGUCGUUCCACUGCAGUGGCUGCAGUACUUUGACGAAAAGGAAUUAGAGGUGAUGCUUUGUGGGAUGCAGGAGGUCGAUCUACAGGACUGGCAGAGAAACACUGUGUAUCGCCACUAUACCAGAAACAGCAAACAGAUCAUGUGGUUCUGGCAGUUUGUGAAGGAGGUGGACAACGAGGUUCGUUUGCGGCUUCUGCAGUUCGUCACGGGCACCUGCAGACUUCCCCUGGGGGGUUUCGCCGAACUCAUGGGGAGUAACGGACCUCAGAAAUUCUGCAUUGAGAAGGUUGGCAAGGAGACGUGGCUUCCCCGGAGUCAUACAUGCUUUAAUCGCCUGGACUUGCCCCCGUACAAAAGCUUCGAACAGUUAAAAGAGAAGCUUCUUUUUGCGAUCGAGGAAACUGAAGGAUUUGGACAGGAGUAGAGAACUGUCCUCUCUGCAGCAGCACGUCCGGCAGAACGGGGGAAAAUAAACAAAAAAAAACCACACGAGAAAAGAAAAUUGCACAGAGAACUAUCAAUGUACAUAAGCUAUUUUGUCAUUUUAAACCAAAUCUUAAUCCGAAACCUCAUUUAGCAAUCUCCAUAACAUUAUUCCCCAUGAUUAUGCAAGCAUUUUAGCUUUUUUUUCUUAUAUUUUAAAAGCAGAAAUCUAAAAACAAUAAUGGUUGGUUUUUUUUGUUUUGUUUUGUUUUUUUUUAAAGGGGAUUGACAAAAAAAAAUCAGAGAGGAUUUUAUAAUUCAACCAUAUCUACAGCUCUAGUUUUAUAGAGCUCUUAAAGAAUGAUUGUAGUGUUCAGUCCGGUGCCUGGGUUUUUUUUUUUUCCUCUUAUUUUAUUUUAUUCUAUUCAAUUUUUUUUUUGGAUCUUAAAUUGUGUUUGUGCUGCAGUUGCAUGGCUGUCUCCAGAGAAGAUCAACCUUCUCCCCCUCCCUCCCCGUCUCCCCAAGAUACAUGAAACUCCAUGCAGUGCAUCCAUAAUCCACAUGGCAUAUCAUUGAAAAACAGUAUUGCAGUUGUCACUUUAGACCAAAAGUAUUUUUGUUUUCUCUCUCUCUCUCCUCAGCUGCUGCACAUUUAGAGUACACUUUCUUAAAUAGGAGUUCCCAGGGAAAGGACAACCCGCUCGCUCGCUGCAUGUCACGGCUGUUCAUUUACACUGAGGGCUUUACCAGGUCUCUAGAUCGAUCAUAGACUACUGCGGAGACAGAAAUGAUAUUUUGUUAGCAUAUUUAGAAAAGAUACAAGUUCGAAAAGACAGAAGGCUGAGUGAAAAUACUGCUGCCUAAAACAUCCACCAUCGUUCACUUGGUGUCUGGGAAUAAACUUUCAUGAUCCUUGUUUUAAUCCGGCCAGAUUUAUCUGGAGCAGAAACAAUCAUGAGUAAUAGAUAUGACUGAAACUCAUCCCUGUAGCUAAGAGAAUCAAACACGCGUCUGAAUCCUCAUGUUGAUUCGUACGCUUGUGGAGCUGAAGUUCACUGUGGCAACAAAUCACUGUGUAAGUAUUUGAAAUAUUAAAGGAAAACUCCACCCUGAAUGAUUUGCAUAUCAGUCUUUAUAAUUAAUGUGAUUUUCAACUGCAUCCAAGAUUUAAUUUGUAAUGAAAUCCCAAGCUCUUUUUUUUUUUUUUUUGGGUCAAGAAUUUGGUCUAUUUUUCUUAAAUUGGAGAGUGGGAGUGGCACCAGUGGGAUUUAUCCCUUGCUUCAUCUCUACCUAAAGAGAGCGAUGCAGCGGUGCUUUAGUCCUUUACUCUGUCCAGCUCUCUCACCUCCUCAUCUGUACUCUCUUCUCAAACAGAUCAGCUUCCACAGCUUUCAUGCCAGAUACCACCAGCAACCCUAUCGUCAUCUCGUAGAUCACUAACUAGUCAAGCUGAGUCUAUCUGUGUAGCGUUCAAAGUCCGACGUUUUCACCAAUGUCUCCGCUACUUCUGCAUCUCAUUAAUAUGGUGUUGAACAUCGCUGGAAAAUGGUGAGAGACGUGCUCGCUCUUUUGUAUUUGGAGCUAACGGCAAAAUCUGAUGAUUAUUUUUAUUUUUUUUUUUUCUCUUUCUCUUAUUAAACACUAUUAAUUGCAUAUCAUUGUUCCCCUGUGACGUCCUUAAACUUCUCAACAAUGGAAAAAUACAUCGCAGAUCAACAGGAUGCAUGUUUCAGGAUGGACUUUUCCUUUAAAGCUCAAAUCGACCCUUACCACCAUGCACUUGCUCUCGAAGGCCAACGACGUCGCAGUGGCGUAUGAACUUGUGUCCGGAGCAGGACUGUUGGCUUUUUGACGUCUAGCUGUCACCCAGUUGGUGCGCGUGUGUGUGCGCGCGUGUGAAUGGGCACUGUAGAGGAUAAAUCACUGGUCCUCUGAAUUUCAAUGCCAAGCUUUCACAGCGCUACUCAUUUUUUUAUCCGUUUCCUUUCAUUUAUUUCUCUCCCAUUUUUUUUCUUCAUUGACGAGGUGAAUACACACAGAUUGUGAACCACAGCUGCAAUAGUGAACACUGAAUUUAGACUGUAAAGUGUGAAGCCUGAAACUAAAAAUGAUGUAACUAACAACCCUUUUCAGCGUGUUCAAGUUUAUGUGAGGAUGAGGUGUGGCCAUUAAAAAAAACAAAAAAAAAAACAACUCAAUUGUACCCUCAUUUUAAAAGAAACUGAAAUGCCAGUAUGUGAUUAAUUGUGCAUUAGAAAUAAAGACAUUUUCUAUUUAAACAAGUACAUAGAUUUUAAACACCUUUUUUUUUUUUUUUUUUUCUUCAAGUUUUGUGCAGUACCUGGAUAGGAAGAAGAGACAUGGCUUUUUUGCAUAGAUAAUUUAUUAGCAGUUAUAUUUCAUUGGCAGUUAAAUCAUUUCUUUGCUCCAGGUGUCUGGUUGUCUAGUAUGUUUUUCUUUUCCAUGAAAUGAUGCAUGAACAUGUUUCACAGCUAACCCUGAAACUUGAAUUCUACAGGCUGUUUAAAAUUGUAUUAUUAUUAUUUUUAAUUUUCCAUUAUAUAUAUAUAUAUAUAUAUAUUUUUUUUUUUUCCUUUUCUUUUGAAAUGUGAAACCUACCAAAAUCUGCCUCUGGUGCUUUCUGUCACAAUACUAGCACGGGGAGAAGUUCUGUCCACUUCAAUGAGUGAGUUUGUCAGCGAGCUGCUACUAUUGUUAUGAUCCAGUCAUUACAGUAAAAUUCCUCACCACUGUUGGACAA
Messenger RNA from Pangasianodon hypophthalmus (striped catfish), 5804 nucleotides. Its product is annotated as NEDD4-like E3 ubiquitin-protein ligase WWP1. The coding region runs from base 252 to 3044 and encodes 930 amino acids. NCBI's taxonomy places the organism in Eukaryota, Metazoa, Chordata, Actinopteri, Siluriformes, Pangasiidae. The record is from RefSeq and is a predicted model, not a curated record. Gene Ontology annotation, molecular function: protein binding; ubiquitin protein ligase activity. The transcript has 25 exons. Gene Ontology annotation, biological process: ubiquitin-dependent protein catabolic process.